UGCUAAGCAAUUAUCAUAACGAUCUAAAUUUUGCCAUUACAAUUAUAUUCUGUCUCCUAUAGUAAAAACUGUUCUUUAAAUGCUUGAGUUGUGGUUGUCAGAUUUUUUCAAAAAGAAGAAGGUUUAACACUUUGGGCUUGUGUUCAUCUCAUUAAUGUGCUUGUGCAAUGAAAUAUAUGUUGAAAUGAGGAACAUGUUCGUAAGGCGUCAUACACGUGUACAAGAUGUCAAGAUUGUCCACGAAAUGUUGGUGUCCAACACGUGUUUGAUACGUCACCUCUGUAAAUGUGUGUGUGCCUCUUAGGGUAGAAAAAUCCAUUAUCUAUAAUGUAUAUCAAAUUUUGUUGAGUUUCCAAUUCCACAUAUAGAAACUUAAAAAACUAAUAAAUGUUAUAUAUUUUCUCAUAAAAUAUACAUAUUCAUAACAUAUGUACGUCUAUAUGACCAACAGGCCUGUGGCCUAGCGGUAUAAGGCUCCCACUUCCCAAAGGAAAGUCAGGGGUUCGAACCUCAGUGGAGGUAGUAUGUGUGAGUACCAACUAGGAAAAAAAAUGUAUGUCUAUAUGUUGUUGUGUUCUCAUCGUGUAUGUGUUUACUCUUCAGGAUGUCAUUGUGAUUUGGUGAAACUGUCUGGUGCUCAGUUGUGUCCGUAUCUUACAUCCAUACCUAUGCUUCUCUGCUCUAACAUGUCUCCUUACUGCUAUUUAUCAGUUAUGCUUUUGGAAUCAUGAAACAUUAGUUUUAAGUUAGCUAUCACCCAAAUUUACAUGAUUGAAAUAGAUUUAAGGGAUCGGUCUUGAAGAAAAAGAAAAAAAAUUGAUUUGCAGAACUAGCUAUUAGAGUUGUAUCUCCUGCAACUCACAAAAGGGGAGAUGCAAAUUUCAAGCCCUCUCGUUGGGAUGUCUUGGGUUGCUGAGUGGGUGUAAUCUUGCUUAUCGGAAAAAACCGGCUUGCAGAAAAGUACAUCCACAGUAUUUGAUUGAUCAUUGAUCAUCAACAGGAAUAUGGGCCUUCUCUGAGUUGAGUUAGUUCUAUUUGUUCCGGAAAUGAUUAAUAGCAAUGGGCUGGGCAAAAGUGGGAGUGGCAUGCCCGCUUACCAUAAGCAGCCACCUGUAACAAUAAAAAAGAUUGCACUGAGGGAUGUGCAGAACAAUAACUUGAGCUUGAUACAUGACCAUCCAGAAAGUUCACCUCUGCUGGAGGGAAGACCCAUUGCAGAUGCAACCAAGAUUUCUGGGACUAAGAGACUUACACCUGAGUAUACUUCAAUCCCUCCCUUUCUGCCAUCACUGAGCAAUAAUGGUGCCAGUGAGCAUCUUGUAUGUGCCCGUAGAAAAUUUGAAUCAGAAGUAGGCAAAGGAAGAAUUCAGGACACGUCGGACAAAAAUGCUGAUUUUCUCCCAUCGAGUUCAAUGAAUUUUUGCCACAAGCAGCAGGAAAUACCCCAGCAACAAACUGAGAUGAGAAAGAGGAAUAUGCAUUGUUUUCCUGUAGUUACACCAAAUCAUAUGGCUUCAACAAUGACCUUCUCGUAUGGUGCACCUUCAUUUUCCAUUUCUCAUGGGAAGCCUGGUAAUAGGCUGCCACUGCCAGGUCCUGAAUCUAAAUGCCUUAAGCUUACCUCAGAAGUUCAUCAUUCCAUCGAUUCUAAGGCAAAUGAUGAUCAACAACGGAAAGAAAGGUUCCUUCGUCUGCAAAGGUUCUUAAAGCACUGUGAUGAGUCUUAUCAAAGAGAUUACAUCCAGGUGCUUCUGCACAUAACCCCAACUGAACUUAGCAGACAUGCGAUUGAGUUGGAGAAAAGAGCAAUACAGCUAACUGUAGAAGAAGGAAAAGAAAUGCAAAGAAUGAAGGCUCUUAAUAUAUUCGGGAAAUCUGGCCGGACAAACAAUCCAUUGCCCACGACUCAACACCGCCAGUCUGAGAAAUGAGAACUAAUGACGGUAAUAAUUAAACCGGGUGAUCGGGUUUCAUUGAAACAAGUUUGAUGUUGUUGCUGCGGACCCUUUGAACCAUCCGGCAACUUUUUGGGUGAAUUUGCUUUCCAGAAACUCCUUAAUUUCCGUCUUUAAUAAAAAGCAUGUAGGUGUUUGAUCAAACCCUAAUAUAUUUAUUGGGGGAAAUGCAGUCUUGUUAGCACCUAUAGGCUUGCUUUUCAGAUCCAAAUACGGUGCUUGUUUCUUUUACAUUCUGUAGGCAUUUCAUAUCAAUAAAAAAUAGAGAAGUGAUAGGUCUUCCGACCUCGAUUGUCGACUCAUUCUUUGAAUACAACGUGGUUGUGAAUGAGUCGAAAAGAAAAAGAUGUUUAUGAAAUUUUGUUUUAAAAGUUCUAACGGGAUUGGGAAUGAGUCGAAAAGAAAGAAAUGUUUACGGGAUUUUGUUUUCGGAAUUUUGUUUUAAGAGUUCUAACGGGAUCCAACCACGUUAUAUUCGUAAGAUGAGUCGGUAAUUAAAGCCGGAAAACAUAUCAUUUCUUUAACAAAUAAAGUAUUGUCUCUUAAUGUUGUUUUAUUAUUCAAUAUUCAUAUUUAUAGAUCCAAAUUAUUUCAAUAUGCUGUAUGUUCUAUUUUAGUUCUCUUAGUUAUAGGAGCAUGUUUGUGUUUCUUAUAUCAACAAAGUGAUUCCAUUGUUAAAUACCAAAAUUUAGCUAUAGUCCUUGAAAUUAAAUGCUCGAUCAAUGAACCGAGGCCGAGCUUGGGUCUGACUACCAGCUCGGUUCAUGACGAGCUCAAUUUUCUGUCUCGGGCUUGUCUUAAAAGCUCGGCGCGGCUUGUUUAACAAAAAUAAAUAAAAAUCAAACUCAAAAUUAAUUAUAAUCCACAUGCCACAACACAAACUAUGCACUCUCAUGGAAAAAUAGCUCGACCUCCAGCCUAUUAUCAAAUCAAAGCUACUUGUUUUUAUAAGAGAAAUCUGAACUUACAAUACUUAUAAUACAAUUUCACAGUUAAAAGUAUGAUACGUAAUACCUAAUAAACAUGAAAACACCAAAACAAAAUAGGGUUUCUUACUGAAGGCAAAGAUUUCACCUUCCACUGGACUUUGAUCUUCAUUGGACUCUUAAAAAGAGAGGAAGAAUGUAUAGAUUAAAUCAUUUUUUUUAAUGUUUGCCCUCUGGUUUUUCGUUGGUCUCUGCUCUUCACAAUUUCAUCAUUAUUGGUAUAAACAAUGAAGUGACUGAAAACAAUACCUAAAAAAAAAAAAAAAGGGUAAAAAGUGAUGAAAUUGCGACUUGCAAGAGAGGUGUUUUUCGUUGGUCUCUGACUCUCUGCUCUUCACAAUUUCAUCAUUGUUGGUAUAAACAAUGAAGUAACAGUGACUGACUACCUAGAGAAUGGAAAUUGCAACUUGCAAGAGAUAUGGUGUACGUCUGGUUUUUCAUUGGUCUCUGCUCUUGACAAAUUCAUCAAUUAUUGGUAUAGACAAUGAAGUGACUGACUACCUAGAGAAUACAAAAGAAACGAAAAGAAUACAAAAAAAAAAAAAAAAAAGAA
Messenger RNA from Cornus florida, 3494 nucleotides. RefSeq lists its product as uncharacterized. The transcript has 4 exons. Bases 1047 to 1931 code for a protein of 294 amino acids. Gene Ontology annotation, biological process: regulation of DNA-templated transcription. Gene Ontology annotation, cellular component: DRM complex. The record is from RefSeq and is a predicted model, not a curated record. NCBI's taxonomy places the organism in Eukaryota, Viridiplantae, Streptophyta, Magnoliopsida, Cornales, Cornaceae.